Danaus plexippus (monarch butterfly) is the source of this 1144-nucleotide messenger RNA. Its product is annotated as abscission/NoCut checkpoint regulator-like. Gene Ontology annotation, molecular function: metal ion binding; phosphatidylinositol-3-phosphate binding. Gene Ontology annotation, biological process: abscission; mitotic cytokinesis checkpoint signaling. Gene Ontology annotation, cellular component: centrosome; cleavage furrow; midbody. Lineage: Eukaryota; Metazoa; Arthropoda; Insecta; Lepidoptera; Nymphalidae. The record is from RefSeq and is a predicted model, not a curated record.
UUUCACUUAUACGAAUAAACGUUAAAUACGUCCUAAUGACAUAAGUCACAAACUUUUAUAUCAUAAUAAUUAAUAUGUGUUUUAUUUAAUUUUAAACCACAAAUUAUUUCUUAUAUGUAUUCUGAUAGCUUCAAAUCAGUUUAUAUCAUAUAAAGAAAAUAUUUCUCAUAAUUUAUCAUGUCCUGCAAUUCGUGUUCAAAGUCGUUUUCUCUUCUUCGACAAGAAAAAGGUUGUCCCGGUUGUGGAUUUAGUUAUUGUUCCAAAUGCUUGAACAAUAAAAUAUUCCUAGAAAAAAUAAAUUCUGAAGCAAAGGUUUGCAACAAAUGUAAAAAUAAGAAAAAUUCUAAUGAAUCCAAUAAGAUCGUUCCCCCAGAUGCAUACUAUAAGAGAAUAAGUGCGUUAGAUGAAGCAACAUCCAGCGGUGAACCCAAAAAUCAUAUUGAACAAGAAAUACAAGAUAGGUUACGGAAAUUAAAAGAUCAUAUAGAUGUCCAGAAACCCAGUAGUAAUGCAGAAAUAAUUGAGCGCUUGCAAAAACUAAAAGGAAAUAUACCAGUUACAUCAGAUUCAGAAUUGCAAGCUAGGUUGGCCAAUAUUAAAGGAGUACCAUUGAGUGCAGUUCAGAGUAAGCCUGCAUUACCAGUACAAGAUACCAGAACAGAACAAGAACAGGCCGAUGAUCUUCUUAAGCGAUAUAUGGAAGAAACAAAAAUGGAUAAGAAUUACAAAGACGAGUUUGAUCAUUUGGUUAGUGAUAUAGAAAGCAGAUUGCAGAAUCUAAAGCCUGCAUCUAAAGAAAAUGUGCCUCAACAAUCUUCCAAAAGUAUUGAUGACUCGGAGGACGAAGAGGAGACGGUUAAAAAGAUCUUGGAAAAGGUAAAAGCUGAAACUGCUCUUGAAGGAAAUGAAAUCUCGGAACCAGUGCUCGAUGAACUUCCAUUCUGUGAAAUAUGCAAUGAGGAUGCGACUAUGCGCUGUUUGGGUUGCAAGUAUCUUUUCUGUAAACGAUGUUACCUAGAGCACAGAGAUGAUGAGGAUUGUAACAAAUAUGAAACUUACACACCCAAAAAACAGCACUUACUAAAAUUUAUAUAAUCAAGCAAAUUAUUUAUAUGUUUAUCAAAUAAAAUAUAUUUUAUUCUUG